This is a messenger RNA of Penicillium subrubescens, 1563 nucleotides long. RefSeq names its product glycosyltransferase family 69 protein. NCBI's taxonomy places the organism in Eukaryota, Fungi, Ascomycota, Eurotiomycetes, Eurotiales, Aspergillaceae. The transcript has a single exon. The record is from RefSeq and is a predicted model, not a curated record. The coding region runs from base 1 to 1563 and encodes 520 amino acids.
AUGUCAGCCCGUCUGCUACACCCAGAUGAGUACGAGCUCGGCUCUCGCUCGUCGGCCGACUCGGAUGGCACUUUUAAUCUAGACGAUGAUGAUUUCGAGUCCCAGAUUCCCUCCACGUCUAGGCUAGGUGCACGGCGACUACCUUGGCUGUCUCGACUCUUCUCUUCGUCCGGAUACCGACGCCUGAAGUCUAAUGCCCGACCCAUCCUCGUCAGUGCUGCGCGCCCAACUUGCGCGCGACGCCUCUUCUUCCGCCGCCGAUGCUGCCACGUCCAUGUCAUUUUCGGAAUCGUCUUCGCCCUCGUUCUCUUUGCGUCAAUUUUUACGCCUUCAUAUACCCACCCGCCUGCGCAUUACGCUACGCUACGGAAAUCCGCGUUGGAUGGGAACGUUGCCGGCAGAGGAAACCCACACAACAAGAAGGUGUUCAUCGCAGCAAGUCUAUACGACCGCGGUGGUGAUCUCGCACGAGGACAAUGGGGUACACAGCUACUACAGCUUAUUGACCUCCUUGGGGGCAAGAAUGUGUUUGUGAGCAUAUACGAGAAUGACAGCGGGGAAGAAGGGCAAGCCGCGUUGCGAGAACUGGAGCAGCAGAUUCCCAGCGCAAAGGCAAUCGUUUUCGAAGAACAUCUGGAUCUCAAGACAAUCCCAUUCGUGACAAUUCCCGGGGGAGAGAAGCGGGUGAAGCGCAUUGAGUAUCUGGCAGAACUUCGAAAUCGAGCGCUAAAGCCACUAAACGACCGCCCUGAGAUUCGAUACGACAAACUUCUUUACCUAAAUGAUAUCCUCUUCGACCCUAUAGAUGCGCUGCAACUACUUUUCUCCACCAAUGCCAACGAGCAAGGCGAGGCUCAGUAUCGUGCCGCAUGCGCCGUCGACUUCGAUAACCCCUUUAAAUUCUACGACACUUAUGCCACGCGCGAUCUUGAGGGGUACUCCAUGGGAUUGCCGUUCUUCCCCUGGUUUUCCACUGCUGGCAACCAUGACAGUCGAAAAGACGUGUUGCAAGGCAAAGAUGCCGUUCGAGUCCGCAGCUGCUGGGGCGGCAUGGUAGCCUUUGACGCCAAGUAUUUCCAGGACCCGUUGCCUGGAGGUACCACCCCGGCGCGUUUCCGCUCUGGACCUGAUCUUUUCUGGGAAGGAUCCGAAUGCUGUCUCAUUCAUGCGGAUAUCCAAGUUCCACGGGCUGGGGAAGACGAUACGACUGACACGGGCAUCUACAUGAAUCCGUACGUGCGCACUGCUUAUGAUGGUCGAACUCUGUCAUGGCUGGGAAUCACCCGUCGGUGGGAGCGGCUGUACUCGCUCAUCCACAAUAUCGGUAACCAACUUGUCGGUCUGCCAUGGUAUAAUCCCCGUCGCACCGAGAUGCCUGGUCAACGUGUGCAGGAGACGGUAUGGGUCCCCAAUGGCAGCCAGGAUGGUGGAGGUUCCUUCCAGACUGUCGAUCGCACCGCUGGCAAUGAUGGCUACUGUGGGCGACGGGGUUUGCAGGUCAUUGUGGAGAACCGCAAGCCUGGGCAAAAAGGGUUUGAAGGCAUCCCUGUGCCAUCACUCUAG